ACUAAGGCAUGCGUGAGUAUAGAGUAAAUGUAGACGUUAGAUCGUUUAACAGAAGAAUGACAUUCUUGUUUCGGGUAGAAACUGUCUAAUUCUGUUUAAAUGUUGUGGAAUAGGUGUUACAUGUCUGGCGUUUUGCACUGAUUCAAUUGAAAAUGUUUUACCUCGUGCGUGUCAGGUAGAUAAUGGUUCGUGAGUUCUGUUGAAUCGAGGGAUGAAGUUGCCUGUCUGGGACCAGAGCAAGUGUGAGGCAGCCUUGUUGGUGCUAUGGGCAUUUGCAGUGUGUGUGAGGGGUGGGUUUGUGGAGCCUCCCCCAUCCUUCUCCUUGAGGUCACUGACGGAGGUUGAGACACGGCUGCCCUGCCAGUUCCAGGUUGAGGGGAAUGAGCAGGUAAUUCAGGUCACCUGGAUCAAGGAGCUACCUGACGGCACUAAGGAUCAAAUCAUCACUGCCCACUACACAGCUGGACACACCGAGUUUGGGCGGUACUCGGGAAGAGUUCGGUUUGAGAGCAGUAGCCCCACGGUGAACUCUGCCUUGCUCAUCCUGACCACUGAGGAGUCCGAUGAAGGGAAGUAUGCCUGUCAGAUCAGCACAUUCCCCAAUGGGAACUUUGAGAGGCAGCUGUCACUCACUGUGUGGACCUUACCCAUCUCCUCUCUGGACCCAGUGGUUCUUGAGGAGGGCCAGUCCUUUCGCGUCGCCGCCUCCUGCCGCUCCGUGGGCCGCCCUCCACCCCUCCUGACCUGGGACACAGACCUUCCUGGCCAGGUCCAGAACCGCAGCUCGGAUGGCGGGGUGGUGUCCACCUAUUUUUCCCUGCACCCCCUGAGGAGUAUGAAUGGCAUGCGGCUGGACUGCCUGGUCUGGCACCCUGCUCUGGUUCAACCUCGCAGAAUCGGUAAUCGGCUGGAGGUGCAAUUUCCUCCAGAUGCAGCCGUCACUGGCUAUGACGGGAAAUGGUACAUGGGACUAAAGGGAGCUGAACUCAAGUGUGAGACUAGCGGAAACCCCAAACCACAGAGCUUCAUCUGGACCAGGGAUGGUAAACCGCUUCCGGGUGGCCUGACAGUGGACGGACCAAGGCUUGUGUUUGGCCGAGCCCUCAGACAAAAUGACUCUGGAGUUUAUGCAUGUGUGGCUGAUAACGGGAUUGGGAAAGUAGAAAAUAAUAUCAAAGUGACAGUGACGUCUCGCAGUGUGCAGACAGCUGCCGUAGACCCCCUGGUAAUGAUCAUCAUAGGUGUGGCAGCUGGGGUGCUGGUCAUCGUCAUGGUCAUCAUCAUAAUUUUAGUCAACCAAUACCACAGGCGCAAAAACAGGAAACUAGAGAUGGAGCUUAGCGAGAGGACGUUAGAAAUCAACAGUCUAUCCAGACAGAACUCCUCCAGGAGACUUAACUCUAUCGGCACAGACCCAAGGGGACAGAAUGAAGAUUGUACACUAUCAAGAUUAGACAGUAGAAUGAAAAACAGCCUAAUGUCCCUCGAAGACCGUCCUAUUUACCACGGCAGUCAGUCCACCCUCGGAGGGCGGCGGGGCACCACCGGGGCUGGUGAGGUGGACUACCUAGGUCGCCCUGUCCUGUACCAGUCCAGCUGGCAUGAGAGCAGACCGAGUAUGAGACGGGCUGAGAUGGAAGGAGAAGGGGAAGAGCACAGGGUGGAGUCGUACUUGAAGAGCAGCAACAUGUCCUUGGACUCUGGCCUCCCUUCCUCCCUAGUCCCCAUGAAGCCCCACGACAAGGACGGCAGCGUGGGGCCCACCGACAUCCCCCUGAUGCUCAGCACCCUGGGGGGCCUGAGGGAAGGGGUGACCGAAGGGGAAGAUUGGGGACGGGGACAGGCCAUAUUGGGGAUGGACGAGGCUGACUCUGACUGCAGUUCUUACCAGAUCUCAGAAGCGCUUGCCAACCACUUCCACUACAGCAACGGGGUCCUACGGCCCAAACUACACUCCAAUGCCAUUCUGCUACACCCCAGGGGACAGAUCAUCUAGACCGGUGUGAAAGGGUUUAGUUGAAACAGGAACUGCCCUCAGCAACUCCAUCCUAGCCCGGUGGUCAUGCAGGCCUGAACUUGGAUAACAUGGACAGCAUUGAGAUUUGUAAAUAUCAUGCUCCCUUUUUAACAUCCCCAUUGCCUUCUUGUAUUCCCCACUAUCCAAACAGGUCAGUCUAAUAAGAGGUUGGACAAAAUAUUUUCAACUCAAUCUAAUCUAAGCAUCAGUUUAGCCCAAUAUCUGACCGCUGUUGCUAUAUUUCAAUAAUUACUCAAAGUGGAAGGGCAUUCCAUACUGACUGUUUGAGAACUCUGAGCUGUAAUUUAAUCCGACACGCUAUGAAAUUCCUAAAUAUACUAUGCCCCUGAGAUAUUUUCAUGUGUAUUUCUAUUAAAAAGCUAAGAAUUCUUGUUUAUUCAUAAAAA
Molecule: messenger RNA, 2424 nt
Organism: Esox lucius (northern pike)
Lineage: Eukaryota; Metazoa; Chordata; Actinopteri; Esociformes; Esocidae
Gene: nectin4b
Product: nectin cell adhesion molecule 4b
Exons: 12
Coding region: 212-1996 (594 amino acids)
Biological process (GO): heterophilic cell-cell adhesion; homophilic cell-cell adhesion
Cellular component (GO): adherens junction
Source: RefSeq, a predicted model, not a curated record